CGCUAGAGGCGCUAGAGUACAUCUCACCCUCCUCACCUGAAUUUUCUUUUCAUAGUGAUGUGAUGAUACGAUGUAAUUUUUCGCACUGAAUCUUAUUGAAAUAAUAAACCUAUCGGUUACUAUUAAGAUAACCCAUCCAUAGCCAUGUCUGAUAACGAAAUAGACAGCGACGAGGCCCCACUGUUACCCAUGCAAGCCGACUCCAAUGAACUAAACACCGAUUCAAUCCUCAACGUAAUCGAAACAUCAACUGCGAUCCAAAAUUCAAUCGAAGUCAUUGUACUACCUUCGACCUCGACUGCAGAAGAAGAACCUAAAUCCCAAGAUGAACCUGAAAAGCCCCUGCCUCGAGAACUGGCUCAAUUGCUGGCCCUGUCUAAGGAGGCUAACCUUGAUACCAACUUGUCUCGCAAAAGGAAAACUUCCAGUCCAAAGUGGGCUAACAAAAAUCUUAAGCAUAUCGUAGGGGAUAUGGAUGCUAGCGAAGAAGACAUUCAUAAAACUAGGAAGAGGAAGAAAAGUGGGUCUGAGGGGUCUAUAGUGGAAGGUCUAGGAGGCAAGGUUUUAGUGGUUGACGUACCUGUUUUUAAGCCAAACAAAGACAUGUUUUGCUGGAGAUGCCACAAAGACUCAGUGGACAUAGCUUGCGAAACUUGCCCUCGAAGUUACCACCGCAGAUGUCUUAAACAAGCUGUGCGGAAUCCUGAUCACUGGCCUUGCCCCGAAUGCGUGCUAAUCUUGAAAGCUGAAAACAGUCAAUCCAUGUCUCCAGCUAUGAAGGAUAUGUCUUUGGAGCAUCUAUGCAGCUUGCUGAAAUUUGCCAUACAACGGAUGAUCAAAUGUCAAGGAUCUGAGCCCUUUAUACAUCCAGUCUCCGGAGCUGAAUGUCCCGACUACAACAAGUACAUAAUCCAACCAAUGAAUCUAACCAGGCUUUCGCAAAACAUCAAAGACAACCUAUACGGCAGCCCGCAAGCGUUUGAAGCUGACGCCAAGUGGAUUUUGCACAACAGCAUCAUCUUCAAUUCAAGCCAAUCUAAGCUGACAAGCCACGCGAAAAGUAUUAUAAAGAUUUGCAAACAAGAAAUGGCAGAAAUCGAAAACUGCUCCAGCUGCUAUUUGAAUGCCAACAGUAACAAGGAUUGGUUUGUGGAUGUUUGUCCCAAGCCUCAUUUGUUGGUUUGGGCCAAAUUAAGAGGCUUUCCAUUUUGGCCUGGAAAAGUGAUGAGCUACAAGGACGGUAAUGUGGACGUGCGAUUUUUUGGGGCCCACGAUAGAGCCUGGAUACCGGAAGAAGACUGCUAUCUUUACAGUUUGAAACAGCCAAACUAUUUCCGGUCUAAGAGAAAGGAAAUCGAUUCUUGUGUCAGAGAAUUAGAACGUCACGUUAAAAAUCUAGAGAGAGCGUUCGGCGAGUUCCGUUACGCUCCAUUAAAAACCCCUGUGGAUCCCGACAACGAGCUCAAACAAUUGCAGAUUCUUUUGCCCCACUACAAACCGGGCAAGAUGUUGAAAAGGCACAGAAAAUCAAAUGAUGGAAAGGCGGAAAAAAUUCCUAAAAAGGUGGACAAAGAAUCUGAUGAAGAGGAAAAAACAAGUAAAUCUGAUACAUCGGUAGAAGAUGAGAUUAUGGAAGGAUAUGGUACUGACGACGAUACAGUUCCAGAAAUCAAUACAGAAUUCCGUAAAAACUUCCAAUCAAAAUCUUUCAAUGAGGACACUCCAAGUACUUCAUUGAACGACUCUAUUGAAGCUGAAAUACAUUUUAUAAAAAAACAUGCAAUUCAAGACAAAGAAAAAUCCAAUAGCUCAGCAGAGUCCCCUAGUAAAAAGGCCCUUUUUAAAACUACAAUUUCCAAUGAAAAUAACAGUCCAGUGAAGAAAAGCCGUAUUGUUUUUCUUUGUGAUAAUUUGGAACUUGGAAAUAAAAGUGUAGAAUUGAAUCCGACUCAAGUGGAAACAAAGAAGAUUCCUGUAUCGCCUUCUAGUAAACUUAAAAUGGCUGACGUAUUGAUGAAACGUUUGUCAAAUGAUGAUGAACCAAUAGUGGAAAAGGAAAUUUUGACUGAAGAUAUUGAAAAACCUUCAAUGGUUGUUGAAGAUAUUGAAAAACCUCUAAUGGUUGUUGAAAAACCUUCAAUGGUUGUUGAAAAUAUUGAAAAACCUUCAAUGGUUGUUGAAAAACCUUCAAUGGUUAUUGGCAAUGCUGAAAAAGAGACUGAAAAUGCUGUAAAAGAACAGGAGGUUAUUGUUGAAGCCACAAUAUCUGAGAAGAUAAUAAUUGAAAAUCCACAAACAGUAUUUGACAAUACGAUAUCAAAUGAAAUAGUGGAAAAUGAAUCUCCGGCCAAAAAUACUGAAAAUGUAGAUGAGCAAAUCGAUGUUGCUGAAAAGUCUUCAGAAAAUGUAGUGCAAUAUGCUGAAACUGCUGAAACAAGUGCGGAUUUGAUUAUUGAUAGGCCAAAUAUACUAAAAAUUAUCCAUUCAUCUUUGGAUCCAUCAGAAACAGUUUUUGCGAAAAAAUCUACUCAUUUAGAAGAUCUGAAGCAAAACAACAAACCCAGAAAAAGCUCAACCUUGGACACAAUUAUUUAUUCAUCUUUGGACUCAGAAACAGUAACUGAAAAAGAAUCUGUUUCUAUCACAAAACCUUCAGAAAAUUUGAAGCAAGACAACAAACGCAGAAGAAGCUCAACUUUGGACAAAAUUGUCCAUUCAUCUUUGGACUCAGAAACAGUACCUACAAAAGAAUCUGUUCCUAUCACAAAACCCUCAGAAAAUCUGAAACAAGAUAACAAACGCAGAAAAAGCUCAACUUCAGAAAAAAAUAUCCAUUCGGAAAUAGCAAAAGAAUCUCUACCAGUUAAAAUACCCUUAGAAGACCCAAAGCGAGGCAACAAACGCAGAAAAAGCUCAACUUCAGACAAUGAAGCUGUAGAAUCCCAAAACAAAAUCACCAAACUCACUCUAACCCCUUGUAAAUCUCCAAUACUGAAGUUAAGAUUGGAAAAACUAGUAGUGGUUGAAAAACCAAUACAAGUUGAUAAACCCAACGACAAAGUCACAAGUGAAGAAAUUGUAGAAAUUACAAACGAAGAAGACUCAGAAGAAACUAAUAUCGAUAAGGAAGAAGUUGACAUCAAAACUGAAGUAGAAGAUAUUAGUGAGGAAAAUAUUGAAGCCAAAAAACAAUAUUUGUCUGCCUUAAAUAUUCUAGAAAAAGGAGACCCACCUCCACCAAAAUCAAACGUAAACGUCAUAAGGACUCGGUCCAAGACUGAAGAAAAGCGAGAAAAGAAUCGACUUGUGGACAAUAUGACUAAAGUAAUCGAAGAUGUUGUAGUCAAUUUUGGUGUUAAUAAAAUACCAGGAUCCCCAGAGAUUUCCGUUAAAUCUUUUGCCAAACUUGAAGAACAACGUGCCAGGAAAACUUUCCCCGUUAAGCCAAUAGUAAUAGAAGAUGAACCCGUUUUGACUGUUACUAGCACGGUUGCUUCUCAACCAAUAACAACCAACAACGUAAUUUCAGUUGUCAAUACUACAACUUCUACAGUGCCUGUUAUACCUACAGCCAUACCUCCAUUGCAACCAAUAGAAUCUUUACGAACCUCUUCAAAUGGUUAUUUGAUUUUACAACCACCAGGCGGAGGAAUGGUUUAUGUACCCUCCAAUCGCAAUGUCACUUAUAAUCAAAGCACCAAUCAAAUGGUUUCAAUGACUCCAUGUCUAGUGACUGGCCCUAACAAUGCCAACUUGGCUAGCAGGCCUUUGGUAUGGUUGCCUCAAAUCGAACCUUCAACCCCUGAAAUCAAUUUGUCGCAAAACUACAUUCCGCAAGGAGAAAGUGGCACUGCAACUGACGUUAAUAAUCCAGUAACUAAUAAUACUACUGUGGUUAAUGGACAUCCGGAACCUUUUGUGGUACCACCACCACCACCACCACUACUAGAAACAUCUAAUAGAGAAAUUCCGAUUGUCGCACAAACUCCAAUUAUUGUAGCAGCACCAGAGGCUUCAAAUGACGCUGUUCCAUUGAUAGAGCCAGUUUCAACCAGGGAAAAUCCACGAGAAGAUUUGACUUUGUUGAACAGCAUUAUGCCAGAUAGUCUUAAUAGAGCGUUAAGCAAUAUUAUCAGACGGCCUCCUCCGCAAUUGACACCUCGACCUGCUGGCCUUUUGAGUCAGAAUUUUAGUAGCCAACCGAUUCCAGAUUCCGCCGGAGAUCUCGUCGCUAAGGUGAAUUCGAUUGGCCACAACUUUGCCGACUAUUUCCGAAACAUGUUCGUCGAAACCCUGCGAGAAUUCGCCGAAAGAGGCUCCCUCGAAUCCUUAGUUGCCAGCCAAAAAUUAGAACUACAACAGAUGAAGUACCAGCACCAAGUGGACAUGAUGGAAUUCGAAAAGAACGUGGCAACAGUACUAAAAGACGUACAAAAAAGCAUUGCGGACGAUCGCGAAAAGAUGUUAGAAGAAGCCCGAAAACAGUGGGCUAUUGAAACUACGCGACAAGUUGAAGAGGCCAGAAAGGAAUCAAAAUCCAAACAAUGGUGCGCUAAUUGUUUCAAAGAAGCCCAACUGUACUGUUGCUGGAACACAAGCUACUGCGAUUAUCCUUGCCAACAGAAACAUUGGCCUUCACAUAUGAGCAAGUGCUCGCAAAACACAAAUCAAGCUACGACAUCGGCCGGAGUCACUUUACGGCCCGGACCCAAUCAGAUAUUUUUGCGACCCAGCUUGAAUGCGCCUCCAAAAGGUAGCAAUGUAGGGAGAGUAAUUGCCGCUAAACCUAUGCAAAAGAUCUUCUUGAAUCGCAGUUCUUUGGCUGCAAAACAAAAAACAUUGAAAGUACAGACCUCUGCGGGCAGUUUACUUCGAGUAAAGGAAACAACUCCUGGGACUUAUCAGCUAGUAACAACCGCUCCAGUUUUGAAGCCUUCAUCUGUCAUUUCUAGUGUCAAUACUGUCAAACAACCGAAUAAUGUUUUGUCUUUAACGGCGGCGCCUACUGUUGUACAACAGUCGUCGCCCAUUAUUACACAGUCGAUGCCUAAAACGAUCAGGCUGGUGGCGUCCAGUGAGGAGUUGAAUGAAUAAUGUGAUAAUAGAUUUUGUAUAUUUAAUGACUGAUUGGAAAAGCAGUUUUUUCUUUUGCAUGAUUAGUAAUUUUUUUGGCCCAUCAAAAUUAUCACAGUUACUGAUAACUGUCUACCAAUCUCUAAUCCUAUUGGUUUGCAGAUAACUGGUUGAUCAAUAGGAUUAUAAAAUAAACUGGGCCUUAGUUUACUUCUCAAAAAAUUGAUUUCUUUAGAUUUAGAUACCCAUAUCCAACUGAUGUAUAUAUACGUAUAUUUUGAAGGUCUUACAUUUCAAAAGAAGGCUGUUUAACUCUAGUAACUAAGAUUUAAUUUGAAAAAUUUACAUGAAGCUUUUUAGUGUUUUGUUUAUUUUUUAUCUUAUUAUUGGUUUUCUUUUUUAUACAGGGUGAUCGAAAUUGGCUCACCCUAUAUAUUUAUUAUCCAGACUAUUGUAGUAAUUAAUAGUGUAUAUAAAAAAGUUGUUUUUUUUUUGGGGGGGUAUUUUUGCUUUAUGUGCAUUACGUAUUAUUUUUUUUUUACUUACAAAUAAUGAGAAAUAGAGUUUUUCUUUCACUAA
Molecule: messenger RNA, 5652 nt
Organism: Ceutorhynchus assimilis (cabbage seed weevil)
Lineage: Eukaryota; Metazoa; Arthropoda; Insecta; Coleoptera; Curculionidae
Source: the annotation of a GenBank genome assembly